UUUGUUUUCGUAAAAAAAUUACACUUUUGCCUUUGCAAGGUCAAUAAAGGUCUUACAGUGGCAUAUAACUAGUCAGCUCGAUAGCUUACUGGUAGUCUGUGAUAACUGCGCGCGAACAUGAGCUGAUUGUCAAAGAAUUCAUUUGAUUUUUCCAUCCAAAAAUCGAAAAAUCUUGAAUCUAAAAUCCUUAUUUUUGCAAGCCUUGCGGCGACAGUGUCCACCUCAUGACUUGUAUGAAAACAGCCUUUGAUCCUGAUCCUCGGUUUGUGGACAAUGAAGAUGAAGAUGACUGGUUAUUUGCCUCCAUGAAGAGGUACAAAAACCUUCAUAUGUUUGACCUUCAGUAUCCAGUGAAGUCACUGGCAUGGGUAAAUAGUAACACCAUAUGUGUCGCUACAAGAAAGCCAGUCGGUGCUGAAAUACUGGAGUUGAAUCUUCCGGAAAAACUUCUUGCUGAAACACGGGAAGAUGAGGGACUGUGUAACAGCCGUGAUUUUCAUCUGCCAUCUGGUGGACUCUGCGAAAGACAUAUAGUGGAUGUAAAAUGCAUUCCUGAAUCGAGGCUUGUGUUUUGCUCACAUGAGGCAGACAACUCAGUGUCAGUCUGGCAACUUGGAACAGACACAAAAGACGUCAUCCAAGAAGUGAAGAUACUGAAGAACAUAAGUCCCAAUUCUGAUCCAUCUCUCAUUGCUCUCCAUGACAACCAUGUCAACAAGGUAGCAUUUGGGUCCACCACGUCUAACAUCAGUUUGUCAGAUGUAGAGACUGGAGAGAAUUUGUACAAUACACUGGGUUGCACAAAUUCGUCUCGUCUCAUCGGCCUUGACUUUCAAAAGGAGAACAUAAUACUCACAUGCACACAGCAAGGCCAUUUCAACUCUUUUGACAUUCGGGAAAAACCUCCCACCAACUCUGUGGAGAUUUUUAACCCUGACCCCAAAGACUCAUGUGCUGCAAUGUGCGUUAAGGACGAUGUUGUUGCUGUUGCCACAAGGAGAGGGAAAAUCAUUCUAAAGGAUUUGAGGAGUGCUGGAGAUGUCUGUUCUCUAGAUACAGGGUUGUGUUCAGGCGGAGCUGACGUCUGUGUUCAGUUUUCACCCAGUCAAGAUAACGUCCUCUCCCUGUCCGGUUACAACCAGAAUGUCAAUGUCUACAACUAUCAACAAGAUACGAUAUGUCCACUAUUCGUUCAUGAUGGCCACUGGAAAGCAGACGGAUUAUCAACGGAUGUCAAAAUUUGGACGCAUAGUUGGCAUCCGGAGCAGAGUCACCUGGUGUUGUCAAGUGGAACUGAUGGUAGUCUCCAUGCAUGGGAUUAUGUAACUGAUGUGUCAUGACCCUUUGCUUGGAGUUCUCAAUAUAAGGGCAUACCAGAACAUUCUGAGAUAUAUUCCGUGAUGUUAGAAAUUUUUAUUGGCGUUUUGAGGACAAACUCACAACCAGAAUGCCUGGAUAAGAUCAUUUUGAUUUUUGUAAAUUAUCUGGCUUCUGCCCCCAUGAAAAAAGUGUAGUGAAAUAUCUCUUUAUGCAUUUAUUAGAGAAAACAAAAUCACACAUUUGAUCUUUUCAAUGGUAUCCAUGAAGAAAGUAGGGCAAUUGUAAAACAAGAAACACUGAACUGCAGAAACCGAACACAGGAUGUGCCGAAACCAGGGUCUGAAGACACCGUCCUAUUGCAAUCAAAUUGGUCAUUUCGCUGAGCUGAGUUUUCCCAAUCUAAAUGUUGGCACCUGGAAUCACAUGAUCAAGAUAAUAAUCAAUGAAUACCUAUAAAUUGUUCCCUGUAACCAUGGUAACUGUCAAUCAUGUUUCAUCAUGUUUGGGUGGGUUUCCAUUGACACCACUCCCGAAUGGAUUAUCUUCCUUUUUGGGUCCAAUAUCAUAAGCAGCUUUCAUCCGAGGAGACACUGGUCUGUCCUUAUCCAUUUUUGCUGUAUCAUCAUCCUUUUUCACCUCCAAAUUGUCCUUUUUCUCCGCACUCCCAAAAAAUCUCGACAAAUAGCGCUUUUUUAACUUAUCAACAUUGUCCAUAAUAUCAGAAGAAAUAAAUCGUCCAAAACUAAAA
Messenger RNA from Lineus longissimus, 2068 nucleotides. Its product is annotated as WD repeat-containing protein 73-like. Gene Ontology annotation, molecular function: protein binding. The record is from RefSeq and is a predicted model, not a curated record. Lineage: Eukaryota; Metazoa; Nemertea; Pilidiophora; Heteronemertea; Lineidae. The coding region runs from base 225 to 1340 and encodes 371 amino acids. The transcript has 9 exons. Gene Ontology annotation, biological process: cytoplasmic microtubule organization. Gene Ontology annotation, cellular component: spindle pole; cytosol.